GCCGCCGAGAGCCCCGGGGGGCCCGGCUCGGCGCGCACGGCCGGGAAGAAGGCGCAGCUGCGCGCAGCUCCGCGGGCCAAGAAGCUGGAGAAGCUGGGCGUCUACUCCGCCUGCAAGGUACCCGGCCGCGAGCGCCCACCCGCCCACGGAGGGUGGGGAUUGACGGAGGGGAGGGGAGGAGGGGGAGGCAGUGCCGGGCCGGGCCGGGCCGGGCCGGGCCGGGAGGGAGGCGGCGCGGCUGUUAGCCCGGCGCUCCCCGCGGAAACGGCGGUGCCGCGGGUCCCGCUGCUCCCGGAGCCUCCCGACCGGCACCGGCCGCCGCACCUCGGGAACGGCGGAGUGCAGCCUCCGCCCUCGGGAAAGUUGCGGCCCCGUCGUCACGUAGCGCCCGGCCGGGGCCCUGCCCUCCGCUGCGCCCUGCCCCGGCCUCCCGCACCGCCCGGUGUUGAUCGCUGCCGCCCCGCGCUGCCCUCCGCACCACGCCCCUCCCUACACCUGCAGCCAGCUUCUGGGCGCGGGGGGGCCGCGACCUGCCUGCUCUCUGCGGGUGCGGAGCGCGGUCGGCGCUGUGCUGCCCCGGGGCUCUGUGACAGCGGUGGCGGCAUCGGUUUGUGUGCGGUAGAGCUCCGCGCAGGGCUCAGCGCAGGCCGUGCCGGGGCUGUCAGGGCGAUUCCUGGAUGCACAGCGAGCUGACACGCUCGGGUUGGCAGCAUUGAUGCAAAACACUCCAGUAAUGCUCUCAGUGCUGAAAAUAAUUGAGCUGUUUGCUGGAGAAGUGUGUUUCUAUUCUUUCUGUUCUCUUACUUUGUGACCUCCAAGAAGGCAAAUAUGAAGUGAAUACACCAACUAAAUGCCCACUGAUGUGAGGGGACAAUCCUGUGCAGGUCCACUCCCCUGCUUGGUGAUGUGAAGUGGUUGCUGUCUGCUGGAGCCAUGUCACAAUACUGUCAUUUGAGGCAUGUGGCUUCCUGAGCUUGCCCUCAAUGUCUCUGCAGUUCACAAAUGUGUAAGCAUCUUUGCUUUGGCCUCGUUGAGUCCAUGGCAUGCUGUGAGGUUGCACCAUGUCAUUCAGUUAAAACCAGCCAGGCCUGAAAACCUGCAGCCCUUGUGGAAGGUGGGGGAAUGUGGUUUGAAGCUUUGCUGGUGCAAUGAAACAGCGUCUCUGCGCUCUGCUUCCUCAGUGCCUCAGCAGCUGUGCACUGGCAGAGAGGUGGGUGCCACUGGGAGGGCAGGGCCUGCUGUCAGCCUUCCCAAACCUCUCACAAGGUGCUGGUGGCGCAGUGACCACUCGCCCACUCAUGCCGUGCGUCUGUAUCAUCCCCAGGGUCCUGCAGGGAGGCCCAGAUGGUGCUGCCUGAUGGAUCUGGGUGUGUGGUUGGGGUAUUUUGGGUUUCAUCCUCAUCCCCCGUCAACAAGCAGGCACAGCACAGUACUCAGUGUGACUCUGUUUGCAGAUUUCAAUGUAAACCUGGCCUCUGCUACCUGACUUCCCUUCAGGAGUGUACUGGCAGACAACAUUCCUUCAGGUCUCAGAACGUCAACAAUGAGACAUCCUUGUGUCAUCAAUUGUGUUCUCCUGUGGGGCAGGGAGAGGAUGAAGCUGGGUGGAAGGACGUGUUGUUUUUCUUCCUGAACACCUGGCUCCAAACUACUUGGGCUUGCAAGAGGCUGUAGCAGCACAGAGGGGAACACUGAGCUUUUUCUUACUCUGGGUUGCAACUCCUGUUCCACUUGUUCUGUGUGUGUGAAAGCCCAAACAGCCCAUCUCUGAAUGAGGUUUCUGUGGUAGCAGCCAUGUUGAUCUGCAGAUCUACGUAGAGCUUUACAAGUUGGAGGGCAGAAAAUGCUGAGGAAUCAUGUAAAUGCAAUGGCUGGAAGAACCCCAACCCACCUCCCACACCCCCUCGGGCAGACCUGCAGCAGGCAGUUGUGAGCCUCACUGAGCCGUGCCGCAGCUGCAGCCACACACUAGCUGCUCAUGUUUCCCACCUGGAGAAUGUGUCUGAAGAAGAAAUGAAUAGGCUGCUGGGGAUUGUACUGGAUGUGGAGUAUUUGUUCACCUGUGUCCAUAAAGAAGAAGAUGCAGACACCAAGCAAGUUUAUUUCUACCUGUUCAAACUUUUGAGGAAGUGCAUUUUACAGAUGGGAAAACCUGUUAUUGAAGGAUCUUUGGAAAGUCCCCCAUUUGACAAGCCUAGCAUUGAACAGGGUGUGAAUAAUUUUGUGCAGUACAAAUUUAGCCACUUGCCCUCAAAGGAAAGGCAGACAAUAGUGGAACUGGCUAAAAUGUUUCUGAACCGCAUUAACUACUGGCACCUGGAGACACCUUCUCAGCGAAGACUAAGAUCACCCAAUGAUGAUAUUGCAGGGUAUAAAGUGAAUUAUACCAGGUGGCUUUGUUAUUGCAAUGUCCCUCAGUUUUGUGAUAGUCUACCUCGAUAUGAAACCACACAGGUUUUUGGUAGGACAUUGCUUCGCUCCGUUUUUACUGUAAUGAGACGACAACUGCUGGAGCAGGCCAGGCAAGAGAAAGACAAGCUUCCUCAAGAGAAACGGACACUAAUCCUCACGCAUUUCCCAAAGUUUCUGUCAAUGCUGGAAGAAGAAGUGUACAGCCCAAAUUCUCCUAUUUGGGAUCAGGAUUUCAUGGUGUCUACUUCUCGAACUGGUCAGCUGGGAAUCCAGACAGUUAUCAAUCCUCCUCCUGUUGCAAGAUCUGUUUCGUACUGUGCAAGCCCAUCGUCUCUGGAGCAACCCAACAGUGGAAAUAUGAGUCCUGCUUGCAAAGUUUCUUCUGUCCUUGACUCAAACUUAGGGGAAAAGAGAAAAAAUAACGAACCAUAUUCUCUGGAGGACUCGAAAAGACCAAGGGUUGUAGGAGAUAUUCCUAUUGAGUUGAUCAAUGAAGUGAUGUCAACAAUUACAGAUCCUGCGGCAAUGCUUGGGCCAGAGACCAACUUCCUCUCAGCACAUUCAGCUCGGGAUGAGGCAGCAAGACUGGAGGAGCGCAGGGGGGUGAUUGAAUUCCACGUGGUUGGGAACUCCCUGAACCAGAAACCAAACAAGAAGAUCAUGAUGUGGCUGGUUGGUUUGCAGAACGUGUUUUCCCAUCAGCUCCCUCGAAUGCCAAAGGAGUACAUCACACGCUUGGUUUUUGAUCCGAAACACAAGACUCUUGCAUUAAUAAAAGAUGGUCGUGUUAUUGGUGGUAUCUGCUUCCGAAUGUUCCCUUCCCAAGGAUUUACAGAGAUCGUUUUCUGUGCUGUGACUUCCAAUGAGCAAGUCAAGGGUUACGGAACUCACCUAAUGAACCAUUUGAAGGAGUACCACAUCAAACACAACAUUCUCAACUUUCUUACGUACGCAGAUGAAUAUGCUAUUGGCUACUUCAAAAAACAAGGCUUUUCCAAAGAUAUUAAAGUACCAAAAGCAAAAUACGUUGGCUACAUCAAGGAUUAUGAGGGUGCCACGUUAAUGGGAUGUGAAUUAAAUCCAAGGAUUCCCUACACAGAAUUUUCAGUCAUCAUUAAAAAACAAAAGGAGAUUAUUAAAAAGCUUAUAGAAAGGAAACAAGCUCAGAUUCGAAAAGUUUAUCCUGGCCUUUCUUGCUUCAAAGAUGGAGUACGACAGAUUCCUAUAGAAAGCAUCCCUGGAAUUAGAGAAACCGGCUGGAAACCAAGCGGAAAAGAAAGAGGUAAAGAGCCCAAGGAUCCAGAUCAACUUUACAGCACAUUAAAAACCAUCCUGCAGCAGGUGAAGAGCCAUCAAAGCGCUUGGCCCUUCAUGGAACCUGUGAAGAGAACAGAAGCUCCUGGAUAUUAUGAAGUUAUAAGGUUUCCCAUGGAUCUCAAAACAAUGAGUGAACGACUCAAGAAUAGGUACUACGUGUCUAAGAAAUUAUUCAUGGCAGACUUGCAACGAGUCUUUACAAAUUGCAGAGAGUACAACCCCCCCGAGAGUGAAUACUACAAAUGUGCCAAUAUACUGGAGAAAUUCUUCUAUACAAAAAUUAAAGAAGCUGGAUUGAUUGACAAGUGACACUUUUUUUUUUUUUUAAACAACCAAACCAAUCAGUGUGCCUACUUUAUGGGCAGGGGAAGCCAUUAUAUAUCUGAGCUGUGGGACUAUAAGGUUUUGAAAAACUUCUGUUUAACAAUUAGCACUUUUAAAAACCAUUUCAGUUUUGCAAACAUGUAUUAUAAUGAAGUUACAAAAAUUAUUUUAUUAAAAUGCUUUAUAAUGUAUUUAAUUACUGAUUUUCUUUGUGUUCCCACUACCGUGUGUUCAUCGUUACCUUCCCAGCCUCAGAAAAACUACAAAAUACGGGAAGUUGCGCUUGUUUGGGAGUAUGAAGAAAAUUCCCAGACAAUGAAUGUUAUAGCUUACCUAAUGCAGUAACUAUUUGAAAAGCUUUAUGAUUUUUCUCCAUUAAAAAGAAAACACAGUACUGGAGAACAAAAGGAGGGAAUGUCUGAGACACUUAUUUCAUUGUAGAAUCUUUUUAUAAUAUAUUAUUUUUUAAAAGAAACAUUCAGCUAGUUGAGAAGCUGGGAGAGAACAGCCAGUUCCAAAAAAGAACUGCCUACGACAUUUGAUAGAUGCAAGCUUUUCUAUUCUUUUUUUUUUUUUUAUAAAAAUUUAACCUGCAAAUUGUAAUCUCAUAACCACUCUUACAAGAAAUAAUUAAAAAAGAAUAAAUCUGACUACAUACGUAAUGUCAUAAUGACUUAUGCAGGACAUAAGUACUCAAAAUAUCUUAAAAGGCUACAAUUUAGUUACACUAUAUUUAAUUUUAAUUGGCUUAAUGACAUUAAGGUUUUGAUACACUUCAUGAUCCACCCCAUUUAAUACUCUUCACUCAAACUCUUCAGGUUAUUCAGCAGAGACAAGGCUAUUGUACACAAAAAAUCAGUGUAUUUCAGCUUCAAUCUUAUAUACUCGCUUCUGUGGUAAACUGAAUUUUCUACCAAGCUUUACUGUAAAUACUUAUUAACUGUGAUUAUUUAGACCCAGGAGCAUAUUAACAUUCUGCAACUCAUGUUAGCAUAUCUUCAAAUUGAGCACAUAAUAUAUAUAUUUUGCUGCCUACACUACAUUUAAGAGGUACUUCUAACUUCCUAAUUGAGAUAGUACAGGCCAAAAAGUCAUCACUUGACAUUUUCUAAUUAGAGUUUGUAACUAUAAUGCUUUUUGUGAAAAAUAAAUUUAACUCUCAUUCUUAGUGUUUUAUAUUUACAGGUGAUACACUGGUAAUGUUCAGUAGUUAUAAAGCUGAAAAAAAAAAAACCCCACCCAAUGCUGCAUCAAGGAAUAUAUUCCUGCAAAAUACCUGUGCAAUGUUAAAGCAGUUCAGCAAGUAGAUGUCAGGAACUGUCUGAUAGCAGAUGUGGUAUAUACAAGGUAUUCUAUUCAAAACGUUAACACUAGAAUUGCCACAGUGUUUCACAUGAGAUUAGUCUGAGCUACAUUUGGAUCUAUAACUAAGGUACAAAGAAUUUUGUUUUGUUUUAUUAUUUUUUUUUUACUAGCCAGUGCCAGAUGCUAUGAUCCGGUUUUGUAGGUUGGGCCUACAGGUGCACCUGUAAGCUUAGUAUCCUGUGAAAUUUUGUUAUUUUCAGAGUAGAUUUUCUUAUUGUAUUUCAAUCAGAUUGUCUCUUCUAUAUUGAAACAUUUGUUUUCUAAUUUAAGAAUUAAUAUUUUCAUAGAUACUGUGCAAUAAAGUUACAGUAGAAUAUGUGGUUUUGCAAAUGCUUUAACAGCUGAUGAAUUUUACAUUUGUAAAAUUAAUAUAUUGUAUUGGUACAGAAUAGUUUUAAAUUAUAUAUGUACAAAAUCUUA
This is a messenger RNA of Gallus gallus (chicken), 5838 nucleotides long. RefSeq names its product lysine acetyltransferase 2B (gene KAT2B). The transcript is spliced from 18 exons. Gene Ontology annotation, cellular component: histone acetyltransferase complex; nucleus. Bases 2014 to 4038 code for a protein of 674 amino acids. The record is from RefSeq and is a predicted model, not a curated record. Lineage: Eukaryota; Metazoa; Chordata; Aves; Galliformes; Phasianidae. Gene Ontology annotation, molecular function: histone H3 acetyltransferase activity; protein binding. Gene Ontology annotation, biological process: positive regulation of transcription by RNA polymerase II; chromatin remodeling.